UAAGAUCAACCGAAGAAGAAGAUGCAGCCAAUCAGGUGUCUCCGUGAACAACAACAACGGUUACUUAAAUUAUUACGAAGUUCGCUAACUUCUAUCUUCUAGCGACAAACUGACGCAAACACGAGUCCUUGUGAGGACGUUACGUCACUGUCGUCAGAUUCACGGUAGUUUCUGAGCAGCGUUUACACUUUAGUGACGCGUCAUGUUAGCAUGAGUGCAAGAAGCUAGCAGCUAGCAGCAGGUUUUUCUCACCUUUAAGGUAACGUCAGGAGCGCGAGCCGUUUCUGCGUCUAAACCAAAGUGAAACUGAACAGACGGAGGAGCUGAACACAAAGAUGGAGACUGCUGUUAAAGGUAAGGCCAAAAGGAGGCACCUGAAUGCAGAGGAAUGUGAUGAACUGGGUGCAGAGGGCACUGAUGCCCUCGCCCAUCCCCACACCUUCACCCCCAGGCAGGGCAGUCGCGACCCCCACCGGGGGCUUUACCCCAGGACGCCCACCAAGCGACAGAAGUGUGCGUCCGCCUCAGGAAGUCCUGCCGGGAAACAGAAAGGCAUCGGCAGCUACUUCCCUGUGACACGAGUCCUCAGUUCCAGUCCGCACAAAGUCUCCCAGCCCUGUUCAUCUACACGCACUACUGGACUAAAUGGGGAGCUUUUCACUGAAGAAGAGCUAAACUCCGUGAAGGGGGAGGAGGAGGACGAUGAUGAUGAUGAGGAUGUCAGCCUGUUAGCUGCGGCAUUGGUGGCAGAGCCUGAAGCAGAAGAGGAGGUGGACGAUGUCAGCCUGUUGGCUGCAGAGAUGGGGCCGGCGGUGGAUUAUCUGGAGGGAAUGACAGCAGAGAUGUUUGGGGAAGAUGAUGAAUUUAGUCAACGUGAAAUUCUCAACGAGGAAGAGGAGGUGGAGGCCCUCCCUGACGCCCAUUAUGGUCUCCUGGGCUGCAGCAAGGUCCUGCUCCAGCCCCAGGGCUGCAUGGAGAGUCUCCCAGAGGAGGUGCUGAGGCAGGUGAUGAGCCUGGUGCCUGCCCAGGACCUCUACCGCAGUGUCAGCCUUGUCUGCCAUCACUGGAGGAACAUCGUCCAGGACACCAAGUUUGUCCCCUACAAGAAGCAAUACUACCGCUACACGAUGAGAGAGAAGGACACGGUGCUGCAGAUCUGCUCCAUCCUGAAGAACAGCGGAGUCACAGAUCCAGCAUCAUCGCAGCACAGCAUCCGACGCCUUGUUGUUUUGAUGGCCCAGCAUAAGGUGGGGGAGCGGGUGAGGCCGGAGGAGGUUCUGGAGUGCGUUAAGAAGCAUCGCUUGUUCCCUCAGGCCAACGCCUCCAUCACAUUACGUAUUCCUGAUGUUCACAGGUUCUUUAAUCUGGGCCUUGAGGGUCCAAACCCGUAUGCAGCCAUGGCUGUGAUAUUGAUCCUCAGUGAGAGCGUUGUUGACGUGCAGGCCUUGGUGUCUCUGCUCAGCGGCUGCAUGUCGCACAGCGCCGUCACAGAGUACCUCAGCCACAUGGCCAUGAUGUUGCUCGCCAUAAAGAGGAGCAACAUCAAGAUUAGUAACAGGUUGCAUUACAACAUCUACCAUGUGCUUCACCUGAUGGAGAACGACCUCUUCUCUGUGGGCUCCGGGCCUCAGCUCACAGGUCAACAGCAGCAGAUUCUCAGCCACGACGUCCAGAAGCAUCAUGUGGUCAAGAUUGUGGCUUUUGCAGGUACGGGGAAGACGACCACGUUGGUGAAGUACGCUGCGCUGCGGCCACACCUUCGCUUCCUGUACGUCGCCUUCAACAAGUCAGUGGCCAGCGAGGCUCAGCGCCGUUUCCCCAGCAACGUGGCCUGCAAAACGGUCCACUCAUUGGCCUUUUCAGACGUUGGGAGGAGAUACCAUUUUCGUCAGAAGCUGAUCUUUAACCUAAAGCCAUUCGCCAUCAACUCCGUUCUCCCUAAAGGCCGCGGUGGCUUUGCCAAGGCCAAAGUGGUGACCACAACUCUCAACGCCUUCAUGGCUUCAGCAGAUGAGACCAUCACUCUCAGACAUGUCCCCAGCAGCCGCAUGGCCAAGAGCGGCCGCAGGGAGAUUAUAGACGAGGAUGAAAAAGCGUUGUUUGUGCAUGACGCAAAGAAGAUCUGGAACAAAAUGAAGGAUCUCAAUGAGACCCAAUCAGACGCCUACCACAUGACCCACGAUGGUUACCUGAAGUUAUGGCAGCUCCAGAUCCCGAAGCCCUGCUUGUCUGACCAAUACGAUGUCCUUUUCAUCGACGAGGCCCAGGACUGCACUCCAGCCAUCAUGGACGUGCUUCUGUCUCAGUGCUGUGGGAAAAUCCUGGUCGGAGAUCCUCAUCAGCAGAUCUACACCUUCAAAGGAGCGGUCAACGCCCUGCACAUUGUUGACCACACACACAUCUUCUAUCUGACACAGAGCUUCCGCUUUGGUGCUGAGAUCGCCUACGUGGGCGCCACAAUCCUCAAAGUGUGCAAGAGAGUGGAGAAGAUUCUAGUGGGAGGAAAGCAGAAAGGCGGUGUGUGUGACGAGACUGCAGACGAGGUUGGAGCAGCUAUGAGUUCGGGUGUCAGUCUUUCCCGUGGCAAGACGGCCAUCUUGUCGAGAUGCAAUCUCAGCGUGUUCAAUGAAGCCGUCCGACUCACGGAUUCCAACCCGCAGUGCCGCAUCCACUUCAUAGGAGGGGUCAAUGGUAUCGGCCUGAAGCGGAUCCUAGACAUCUGGCAGCUAAUGGGCGGAGCAGGAGAGAGCCAAGGCUCCACAUUCAUCAGUGAUCCCUUGAUUCGGUCAUUUGCCAAGAAGAAUCUGAAUGGCUUCUGGGCCCUGAAGUCGUACGUGACGCAGACCGAGGACAUGGAGCUGGAAGGAAAACUCAACAUCGUUGAAAAGUAUGGGAAGCGCAUCCCUGAACUAGUGAAGCGCCUGGAAAGUUGCUUUGAAGGAAACUUCCAUAAAGCAGACUUCAUAGUGGGAACAGUGCACAAGGCUAAAGGUCUGGAGUUCGACACUGUGAUGGUCACCGACGACUUUGCCAAGGUUCCUGCGUCAAAGCACAACCUGCACUUCAGUCCCGACUUCUCCUUCGCUGAUGUUGCUGACGAUGAGUGGAACCUUCUGUAUGUGGCGGUGACUCGAGCCAAGACCUCACUGAUCAUCACAAAGAACAUCCGCCGCAUCCUCACUGUGGCCGGGGAAUACCUCCUGAAGGCGGAGAUGCCCAGCAUCCUGGCGCAGCAGGGCGACCCUCUCCCGUGCUGCGUGUCCGACUGCCCAAACUGCACCACCCCCGGCUCAGCCUUCAUCAUGGUCAAACGGCAGAUGAGAUGUUCUGACGGGGUGUCUGCUGGCGGCCCGCUGUGUGAGAGGUGUGUGUGGACGCGCAUCGGACCGGCUGCCUUCCUCAUGACAGACAACGUGCUCUCCAUGGCUGAAGUACCACAGAGACUGGGCCAGCAGGUCCAUCACAUGAUGCUGCUGGCGCUGUUCUGACUGUGUGUGUGCCUGCUGAAGAUCUGUCUGCUUUUAAUUAAAAAGAGUCUUAAUUCUCUAC
Cottoperca gobio is the source of this 3549-nucleotide messenger RNA. RefSeq names its product F-box DNA helicase 1 (gene fbh1). Lineage: Eukaryota; Metazoa; Chordata; Actinopteri; Perciformes; Bovichtidae. Gene Ontology annotation, biological process: replication fork processing; double-strand break repair via homologous recombination. The record is from RefSeq and is a predicted model, not a curated record. Gene Ontology annotation, cellular component: nucleus. Gene Ontology annotation, molecular function: ATP binding; hydrolase activity; protein binding. The transcript has 21 exons. The coding region runs from base 336 to 3488 and encodes 1050 amino acids.